Messenger RNA from Seminavis robusta, 2378 nucleotides. The record is from the annotation of a GenBank genome assembly. NCBI's taxonomy places the organism in Eukaryota, Bacillariophyta, Bacillariophyceae, Naviculales, Naviculaceae.
GGAAGAUCCAGUUAUGACGUAAACUCGACCUCGCUGAAUCGUGCCUUCCGUUCUGCCUCUCGACGAUCUCUCUCACUUCCAAAUUCUCAGCACUCAUCGAUCAUCGCCAUCCUUGUUGCUUAUUUGUUGUUGUUGACCGCAAUCCCGUCAACAAGAAGGAAAAAGAUGGGAACGAAACUCAAGAAGAGCAACGCCGCCAACAUGGGGCCCAAAGAGCGCAUCGUGAAGAUUACCCGUCGUUUGGAGCAAGAUCAGUUGGGGCCCAAGAUGAAGGCCAAGCUGCUAGCACGUCUGGUCAUGCUGCAGGGACUCGCCGAUGGCUUUGCCAAGGAAGGCAAGCAGCCAGCUUUUCCUGGGUUGGCCAUGCGCUUGGCUAUCAUCCAAGAAAAGCUGAAGACGGAAGAAGAUCCAGCUCGUCGUGCGGAACUGGAGAAGCGCAAGGCCAAUGUGCAAAACAGGCUGGCUCAAAAGCAGCAGAUGCGGGCCAACAAGCAGUGCCAGAACAUCAAGCAACGCUUGUCCAAUAUCGAGGCCAAAUUGAUGAAGGAGAAAGACCCCGCAGCUCGUGCUAACUUGGAAGCACGCAAGGCUAAUUUGGAAGCCAAGUUGGCAAACAAGGAGAACAAGCAGGAUACCAGUCGUGGAGUAGUGAGCUCGGCCGAUGAUCAUGAGCAGUGGAUGAAGGUGGAUGUCCCGAAGCCCAACACUUCCUUCUCGUCUGCCGAGGCUGGAGCAAGUGCACCCAAGGUAACAAACAACGCAGGAGAAGACCAGAAGGAAGAAGAUGUUGGCAAGCUUGAAGUUGACGAGGAACUGAUUGCUGCCUUCCCUCAGGUGACCAAGCGGUUGACUAAGAUCACACUGAAGUUGAAGACAGUGAAGAAUCCUGACAGGCGCAAAGCUCUUCUCAAUCGCAAGGCCAAGGUAGAAGCCAAGCUUGCAAGGAAGCAGGAGAGCCUCAGAAAGGAAGCCAAACAAGAGGACACCCAGGUGGGUCUGGAUGGUGUGAAGGAGGAAGAGGAAGAUUUCUCUGGGCCUGAAGUGGAUCCGCAGUUGAUUGUUGCCUUUCCGAAGGUGACACAGCGUUUGAUUAAGAUUGCCCUGAAGUUGAAGACUGUAACCAAUGAGGGUCAGCGACAAUACUUGCUCCAACGAAAGGCAAAGGUUGAAGCCAAUCUUGCUAGGAAGCAGCAGCAGCUAAAGAACCGCGCUAUGAAAAGAGGCUCCUUUCCUGGAAUCAACAGAAAGUUGGCAAUGAUCGACACUCAAUUGAAAUUGGUCAAUGAUGAUACCGAGCGUGCAGACUUGGAGAAGCGCAAGGUCUUAUUGCUGCGCAAACGGAUGGAGAAGCGCCAAGCGAUGGAUGCUGGCCCUGGAGGGCACAUCUCUUGUCAAUUGGAACGCACACAGGCGCUCUUGGUGGAAGCAACCACUCCUGAGCGUCAAUGCUCCUUGGAAUCUCGCCUCUUGCACUUUCAGCAACGCCAGGAAGAGGCUUCCCCGUCUACGCUCUCUUGCGCCCCUUAUGAUCCUCGCCGCGAAAAGCAGAAACAAAAGUUUAUCCAAAUGGAACAGAAGGCUCGAAGCAACAAGAACGAAAAGGCUUUGGAUCGUAUUGCUUUGCAGCAAGUCUAUGUCGCUCAUUAUCCGGACCCCCAGCACUAUGUGUCCGCCUUUGGUGGAAAUAAGUCUAUCAAGAAGCGCGCGAUUCUCAGGGCACAGGCUCUGGACUUGGCUUCUUCCGAGCAGGGCGUAAACUGGAUUGCCGCCGACAUGUACGAACGCUUGCCUCAGCAGUGGAGCAUGGAUGACGAGGUUGCUACGUUUGGUGAUAAGCAGCAACAGAACCAGAAGAAUGUCAAGAAGAGCGCAGCAAACAACGAAAGCGAGGAAGAUUUUGUUGCUGUGUGCGCGGAAGAGGAUGUUCUGAGCUUGGACGACUUUUCUGAAAAGUUCUUGCCCGACUAUGGGCUUCGCGAGUCUGGCGUCUUGGAAGAUGGUUUCGAAAAGGUACCUUUGCUUGACGCCAAAGCGAUCGAAGACGAGGGCUGGAUGGAAGUGGACGCCAAGGAGACUGAUCUUCCCGCGGUCGCCAAGAAAGCCAACAAGAAUGGCAAGGAGACUAGCGAGAAGCACGGUUAAGGCGUUCUCGGAUUCCAGGCCACGCAAGAAAUGAUGGCUGCGCGUGUUUUUUGCAUGUAUUUUGAAUAGACAGAUCCGAUUCAUGGAAUCAGAGCCUAGGCAUCUUCCGAAUUGAAUUCAAAGUCGCAACAAAUAAGUCAAAUCCUCCCCAUCCAGUCUGAAACUAAACUAGUAAACAGCCAUCAAGUGCUUGAGAGAAAUCACCGUUCCCAAUGAAACUCGUACAGCUAUCCAGU